Durusdinium trenchii is the source of this 2439-nucleotide messenger RNA. Lineage: Eukaryota; Dinophyceae; Suessiales; Symbiodiniaceae. The record is from the annotation of a GenBank genome assembly.
UUCUGCAAGUCGGACAUCCAGAAAAACCCUUCGGCAGUGGCAUGAGCCAUGGGGACCUGCGCAGCAAGCAUGGCCAGUGUGUUGCCUUGUCAGGGCAGCUCGUUUGUUGGAGACACUGAGAUCGUACCUCCUGAAUCGCGCGCAGGACGCGUUCCAGGUGUGGCGGUAUCCCUUGAGGCCCUUGUGACGGGCAAGACCGGGAGUCCGUCGCCGGUCUUGGAGGCAGUCCUGGCUGGUCGCAAGAUGGAUCUUGAGCGUGCGCAGGCAAUUGCCAAAGACAUUGCCAAGCCCGAGUAUUCGCUGGCUCAGUACUAUCAGGACCUGUUGGCGACCUUCCCGGAGCUUCAUCUCUUUAGCCUCGAAGGGCUUUCUGUCGAGGCCGCUGACGACUCUCCUGAGGGCCUCGCAACCGGUGGUAGAGCUGCCGGGGAUGAAUUCCAGCGCACCAUGGGCGCCUUCUUCGCGAUCUACUGGCUCUUCCGUCUCAACCUCGAUGGGAAGCAUGGCUUUUGCCGUGGCGUGGACGAUUCUUGGAGGCCUUUGACCUUCCGUGAAGGGGAAAGCGAGAAGUGUGGAGUCUUCUAUGGUGACGGCGAGAUUUGGAAGCACUUUCAAGACCUGAUGCUUGAUGCAGGUCUAUUGGUGAAGGAGGGCGGGGCCACUCGCGUUGAUCCAGAGUCAACUUUGGCGCUUUUGGUUCUCACUGCCCUGCACGACAUCAUGAAGAUCAACGCGCUGCUGCCCACGGUGCAACGGGCGGAUGCCCCGUACCGAGGCUACCUGGAAGCUGAAGUGAUUGCAGAUCAUGACCUGGCCAUCUUCUACAUCAUGGAGCAGCACACUCACAUCCUCCCAUCCCUAUGCCAACUCCCGGGUCAUUUGCAACAAGUGGUGCAGACCGUCUUGAGUGGACUGGCCUUCAACAACGGAUGGUUUGUGCAGGCAGAGGCUCCGCCAGGAGCUGUUUUCCUGGGCAUCAAGGCAGCGAUCAUGGCGCGUGAUCGUGGGGGAAGACGUGUGAGUCGCCGCGAUUUGAGCCUCUACUUCGUGCACUGGCUGACGGACCUGGCGGGCGCGGAGCCCACGCCGCUCUUCGGGUGCAACAAGCUCACGUCGCAACUGCCAAUGCCAGUCCUGAAGAGCUUUAUGAAGUCCGUGAGGUACAUUCAACAACUGGCUGAUCGCACAGAGACGGAGGUCAUGGAGAGCUAUUUGAAGGACCGCUGGAAGGAUCAUCGUCCAUCCAUGGGCACCUUGCCCGCGGGCGCACACGCGUUGGCGAAAGCACGGCUCUUGUGCAUGGCUCAGGGGAAUGCCAAGAUUGUCCUCGACGCGUUCGAAAAGCUGUCGCCAGAUGAUCAAGAGGUCCUGAGUGUGGAGAUGGCACGCACGGGUGCUGAGAAUCAAAGCUUUUCCAAGGGAUUUGUCCCAGAUUCCGUGAGGCAAGAGUUGUUGGGACCAGCCUUUUUGGUCUACUAUGGGCCUGCGUUCUUGCAGAGGAUGGGUACUGACAGCCCCGUGCGCCGCUUGGAGAUUCUGGCAGAGAUCUACCGCUGUGCGCGCAAGCUGUGGCCGGCCAGCGCCGAGCAAGCGGGGCAGUGCGUCACCGUGCGCAUCGAUGCCAUUACGAUCCAGGGGCAAUGGAGCAGUUCUGAUCCGGAACUCUUGCUUGUGAGGAUGUGCAGCAGCAAGCAGGCCUGCCUGGAACGAAGGCCAGAAGACGCAAAGAAGAACCGUGAGGACAACACCAUUUUCCUGUUCGACACCGAGCCACCGACCUUCCUCCCAGGGGCACCGGAGCUUUGUUCGCAAGAGGAGAUGAUCCGACGAAUCAGCAAAGAAAUGCUGACCAAUGGGCAAUGGUAUCGCAAAGUGGCCUUUGCCUUUCUUCGUCCUGCGAAGCCAGGAGAAGUGAUCACCACCAUGGUGAAUGGAAAGGAAGAGACGCGGAACACCGCUCAGGAGGGCGACUUCGUGGUGCAAGCGAACACCAAGUGGAAGGAGAACUACAUUUUAUCACAUGCAAGGACCUCUGAGGCUUAUGACUUAUCCAAUCCGAUGGAGAUCCCUCCUGGUCGGCCUGAUGCUUCACAACUCACUUCUGAUGGCUUCCGUUGCUAUAGGUCGCGUACACGCAUCAAGGCGUUGAAAGCUACCGACGAACUCCUGCGCAGGCAUUGUCCCUUCAAGCGCUUCAUGGCGAAGUGGGGCACUCCUUGCGUGGUGCAAGUGGACGACAUGUUGGCGGCACAGGUCACCGGAGAUACGGUCACAGAGAUCUACAGGAUUGAGAAAACGGUCUUCAGGGAGACCUUUGUCCCCGACAAGUGAAGAACUCGACAAAAAUCUCGGCCUCGACAAGGGUGGAAAGGGAUAGUGCAAAGGGCAAGGAGUGCAAAGCAGUGUAGCUCCUUUUCCCCCCCCAAACAUGCGAUAGGU